CCAGUAUGUAAGUCAUGAUUUGGUGCGGAGUUAAUAAUCAAUGUCGGCUGGUUGGCAAUCGAUCGGCUGCUUACGUGAUCAAUUAUUGCUAGCAAGCUCUUACCUUUACGGCUCAGUAUUUCCUCGACUACAGUCUCUUUCUAACCUCUUUGCAAUUUUCGCUUGCUUCUGUUUGAUUUCAGUUAUUCGGAAAGUGAGGGAAGUAACCCUCAAAAUUAUCAGUGAUGAGUUUCCUAUGUGGAGCGUUUGUUUUCCUUCUUUUGUCGUUUGUGGUGUCCAUUCUAGCUAACUUCAGUCCGUUCAUGGACAAUGAACUCUUUCUCAUUAAUUGGGCUGGACCGCUGCCCAUAGAAAAGCUCGACUUCCCAAGUUCACGUCUAGUAAUGGUGAUGACGAACAAUAAAGAAAAAUACCAUUGUAUUCUACCAGAAGAAAGGCUUAUUGAAAAUAGUAUUUCCGAAAAAGACCAAAUGCUGGAAUCAUCAGAAGAACUCAUGCAGAAAAUGUUCGAUAAAAAAAUAUGUUCAUAUCGGAUUGAAAGUUUCUGGACAUAUGAACUUUGUCAUGGGAAAUACAUGAGGCAAUAUCACGAAAGCAAAGAUUUAGGCAAGAAACGGCAGAUACAGGAAUAUUUCCUUGGUUACAAUAAAGGAUCAAAUUUAGAAAGGUCUGGAUCUUCAAAAGUUAGUGCCUCAUCAGUAGGAAAUCCACCAGUACACACACGAAAAGUUGAUGGUCUUGACUUACCUUACUUCCAAGUAAACAUAACUGAUGGUACAGUUUGUGACCUGACUGGAGGACCAAGACAGGCAGCUAUUCUUUAUGUGUGCCAACCAGAAGGCCGAGGGGAAAUCUUUGAAAUGAAAGAAGUAUCCACAUGUGAAUAUGAAAUUAUUGUGCUCACAUCAGUUCUCUGUAGCCACCCAGAUUUUAAACCCAAGAAUCCACAUAUUGGCAAGAUAAAUUGCCAUUCUGUUGAAGGUGCUCCAGUGCGUCCUGUAAAUAUGGACCGUUUGGCUGAGGAAAAUCGAUAUGGUCUUCCUUUUGAAGAUGAAGCUAAUGUAUUUGACAAAUCAAGCCUCUUCAAGAUAAAUUUACAUGACAAAAGGAAAUUCACACAGAAAACUGAGGUGUAUGAUCAGAAAACAAAGAUAACCAUGUCGACAGGAAAUGGUGGUAUAGGACUAGCUACAGAUGAACAGACCAUCAGAGAUUUCCUCAGUGGAACAGAUUGUCUGAAAGGUGGUGCUGGAUGGUGGAAACAUGAAUUUUGUUAUGGCAAAUAUGUUCGGCAAUAUCAUGACGGCAAUGAUGGACGUACUGUUAUAACUCUUGGUCACUGGAGGCUUGACAAACAUUUACAGUGGUUGCAUGCUAAUCCUUUAAAAAAACCAAAACCAAUAGGAAAGAGAAGGAGUAUUUCCCUACUCUAUACUGACGGAGACUUCUGUGAAGCCAAUGGAAAGAAGAGAAUUGUUGAAGUUAAAUUAAAGUGCAUUGAAGAUUUAAGCAGAUCACAUUCUUUUGCAUUAUACAUCAUGGAACCCAAAACUUGCGAAUACAUUUUAAAUAUUGAAUCAACUAUGUUCUGCUCUCUAUUAGAUAAAGCUGAUGAAUAUGGAGUGAUGCCAGUUUCUGCAGAUUGAAGCAGUAUUAUUAGUGUUGGAAACUAAAAUAUUUUUAUACAUUAAAAAAAAAAUCUAUAAAAA
Molecule: messenger RNA, 1709 nt
Organism: Octopus sinensis (East Asian common octopus)
Lineage: Eukaryota; Metazoa; Mollusca; Cephalopoda; Octopoda; Octopodidae
Product: endoplasmic reticulum lectin 1
Exons: 14
Coding region: 225-1646 (473 amino acids)
Biological process (GO): endoplasmic reticulum unfolded protein response; retrograde protein transport, ER to cytosol
Cellular component (GO): endoplasmic reticulum lumen
Source: RefSeq, a predicted model, not a curated record